CGCGCAUGCGCAAUUGACUGACUCACACAGGCCCCGCUCUUUGUGACUACCGCGAGCUCAGCUUUCCCCCCAACUCCCGUCGUGCCGUUGCCAGGAUACGGAAAGGACCUGUGGCUGCGUGACUUAACGGCAGGCCGGGGAAGAUCGUGGAGGCAGGCCGGGGAGAGGGUCGGAGUGUGUGAUCGUGUGACCAUCAGCGUGGGCAGCCCCUCACAGUGAGUUGACGCAUACGAAAAUACCAGAAGCCUUAUGAAACAGCUGCAUGAGAAUAAAGCUGGGGGCCAGCCCCGUAAGGAGAACUCCUUUUCUAGUAAUGACAGUAAGACGCCAACAGUACAGACUCCGGAUGACAGUGGGCAGAUCUUGGCCCAAAAACGAUCUCUACAAGGUUUCAACAGCAUGGAAGGUGGUGCUGCAGGAAGUGCUGAUGAUGCCAAAAGACCUAAGCUCUUGCCUGAUGUGAAUUCACCUAGCCAAGAAUCUGAAGAGGAGUCAGAUGACAGCGAUUAUGAGAGAGUGGAGAGUGAUAAUGAUGCCAGUGAUACUACAGAGAGCGAUGAAGAUGAUGGGGAUGAAACUGUCAGUGAGGCAUCAGAAAGUAGUAAUGAAGAUCCUGAAGAACCCGCAGGCCAGCCUUCAAGGCCUGAUUUAACAAAAGAAUUAUCUUCAAUGUCUUUUGAGAAGCUGUUACAAAUGAGAAACCAAGUUGGGAUGAAGGCUUAUGAGCAAAUGACAUCUAAGAAAAGGCCAACAGAUGUCACAAAAACAAAGAAGAGACCAUGUUUGAGCAAAAACAGGCCUUUGGAAACUUCAGCCAAACUGCCAGUACCUUUUUUGCGGCAAGUCGUGCCCGUUAAGAAAAAGGUGUCCAGAGAUCCUCGUUUUGAUGACCUCUCUGGGGAAUAUAAACCAGAAGUAUUUGAAAAAACAUAUAGUUUCUUAAAUGAUGUGAGGAAGAAAGAGAAAGAGGUUAUUCAGAAGCAACUGAAGAAAAGCCAAAAUGUGGAAGAGCAGAACAAAUUGCAGCAGCUCCUUAAGCGAAUGACACAACAGGAAGAAGCACAAAGAAAAUGCCAGAAGAAGAGAGAAAAUUCUCUGGCAUUCAAGAGACAGCAAAGAGAGUUGGCCAAGCAAGGAAAGAAGCCUUUCUUCCUAAAGAAAUCUGAAAUGCAGAAAUUGGAACUUGCUGAGAAAUACAAAGAUCUGAAGAAAAGUGGGAAGCUGGAGAGUUUCCUGAACAAGAAGAGGAAAAGGAAUGCUGCUAAGGAUAAAAGGAGACUCCCUUUUCGGAAGGAUAACUAAUGUCUGGCUACCCCGCACCCAAACUCCCCUCCCCAAACAAAGACUUCACUCACAGAUUCAUACUUUCGUCAGUUGUACAGGCAAAUCUAGGAAAGAUGACCUCUUGAGCUUUAAGCCAGGCAGUGAAGCCAAAUAGCCAGGAAUCAUCCCACAGUUCAAGAUACUCUGCCAAGUCAUUUAUGUUUGCUGGGGGGGAAAAAGAUUGUUGUGCAAAAUUAUGUUGUUUCAAUUUCACAAGCACCUCUUAAACUUUGAAAAAGGAAUAUUUCUGGUGAUUAAAUUCCCUGCUGCUUGCUCUUCUUUUCCUUCCAGGGCGAGAGGUAAUAGAUCCCUAACAAUCUGAUUUCGGUUCCCUCUUGCUUUUCCCAAAACUGAUCUUCCUCCUUCCAGUCUAUUUUUUCUAUUGUGUGUAGGCUUGGCAUCCACCUACCGUUUUUCAGAAUUGCCUUCCUGGAGAGCACUCUUUUACCUUCCUGCAGCUACCCAUUAGUCCUGCUUGAUUGUGGUUCCAGCUGUUUUAUUUGCAGAGCUUAACAGAAUAACAAUAACUGAUGCUUAACAAACUUCCCAGUGAACACUAGCCCUGAACAAGGUAGAAUUUUCAAUAAAGCACUAUUUGCAGUAUUGUUAAUGGAAGGAUCACAAACAAUAUAAUACAGUGAUGGCGAACGUUUUUCUGCACGGGUGCCAAAACGGUGCGCGCAAUAGCCAUAAUGCAAUGCCCUCUCCCUGUGCAUGCGUGCGCACCCCCCCCCCUGCUUCCCUCACGCAUGCACGCAGGCCUCACUGAAAUCUUCGGAUUUUGGGUAGGCCCAUUGGGCCAUUUUUCGCCAUCCACAGGCUCCAGAGGCUUUCCUGAAGCUUGGGGAGGGUAAAAACUGCCUCCCCCCAUCCUCCAGAAGUCCAAAAAUCAUUUGGCCAGCAUGUAUAUGCACUCUGGAGCUGACAUAGAGUAACAUCUUGUGUGCCCUCAGAUAUGGCUCCGCGUGCCACCUGUGGCACGCAUGCCAUAGGUUCACCAUCAUGGGCAUAUUGAAUUCUAGUCUUAAGAGGGUAUAUAUAUAUAUAUUCCAGCUUCUUAAACUUUGGUUAGGGAGAACUGGGUUGUUGUUGUUGUUUGUAAUAUGACUGCAUUUACUUUUACUGCUGAAGUGGACAAUUAGCAGUCCAUGUUUUUAGCAGGUGUUUAGAAAAUUUGUAUGUGCACAAAUAUAUAUGUAAACAUAUAGAGUGUUACUACAGUACAACACUGGCAAUUUACAUUUUGACUGAGUUUGCUGAAUCACUAAUUAUUAACAUCGCUGUUUCACUGGGCUGAUUUAAAAAUAAAUUUGUUAUUUUUAUAAAGUAAAUACUUUGUUGGUAUAGAAUAUAGAUUAGUCAUCUUAGCAAAACCUCAUAAUCAAAUAAAAGUUUUCUAAUUUUUGAAUGUUCUAGGUGUGGUUAGACAUGGUACAUGCUGUCUCUCUUUCUUGAACCAAUUUUGAUGUUUAGAGCAUAAAGUUCAUCUCCUGCAUUACAUAACGGAGGCAUGUUAUAAGCUUUGUUUGAUUAACAGUCAUUCAGACAAAGGAUUCUCCAUCUUAUAGAUUGACUGAAAUGCAUUUAAUCAACUAAACCACUAAAACAGAAUAAUCCUUAUAGGUACCACCUAAUGCAUCCUUAAAAGAAAUGCAGAAGUGCCAGGUUGGCUGGUUUCUAGAGUAUUUUCCUUUCCACAACCAGAUUUCUCUUUUGGGUUUAUUUGGAAACUUCCUGAGGAGUUUUACAUACUAGGCUGACUAUGCUAUAAUAAAAUUAGCUGUUUUGGUAUGCACUCAUGAAAAUGAAUGACCCAGAUACAGAUAAGAAAAUUUCUGCAGUGAAAAACAUCUGUGAUUAAAGCAACUAUUGGGAACUAUAAAAAGCAAUGAAAACCUUUGUGCCCAAGGAGAAGAGAUAGUUAGGAAGAGAACUAAAUAUACCUGCUACAUGUUGCAAGCAAAAGGGAAUCAGUAGUGCAGUAAAUUAAAUAUAGAGAUUCAAACUUGAUUCCAUUCUAGCUGGGUGCUGAGAUUAACCCUUAAAAAAAAACUUCCAAGUUUGUCAAUGACUCUUGAGUGGAUGCUAUUUCAAUCUCUUAGAGAUGAACGAAAAGCUUCAGAUGGAAGCUUAAACAGCCAAUAGUUUGAAAAUGAGGCAAGCCUUUCUCCAUUUGUUGUAAAAAGCAACUUCAUAAGUCCUCUGCAAAUUGAUUUAUUUCAAAUAUUUGUCACUUUAUAGCUAAUGGCUCUCAGGAUAUCAUCCAAUUUUUAUUAAAUGAAACCUGUAGAAAUCAUCAAAAUACCAGUACCUUAA
Thamnophis elegans (Western terrestrial garter snake) is the source of this 3639-nucleotide messenger RNA. RefSeq names its product ribosomal RNA processing 36 (gene RRP36). The record is from RefSeq and is a predicted model, not a curated record. Gene Ontology annotation, cellular component: nucleolus; 90S preribosome. Lineage: Eukaryota; Metazoa; Chordata; Lepidosauria; Squamata; Natricidae. The transcript is spliced from 8 exons. Gene Ontology annotation, biological process: maturation of SSU-rRNA from tricistronic rRNA transcript (SSU-rRNA, 5.8S rRNA, LSU-rRNA). Bases 250 to 1302 code for a protein of 350 amino acids.